Tetranychus urticae (two-spotted spider mite) is the source of this 2368-nucleotide messenger RNA. RefSeq names its product chromatin assembly factor 1, p105 subunit (gene Caf1-105). Lineage: Eukaryota; Metazoa; Arthropoda; Arachnida; Trombidiformes; Tetranychidae. Gene Ontology annotation, molecular function: protein binding. The record is from RefSeq and is a predicted model, not a curated record. Gene Ontology annotation, cellular component: CAF-1 complex; nucleus. Gene Ontology annotation, biological process: DNA replication-dependent chromatin assembly; nucleosome assembly.
GAUGAUCCCUGGAUGAGUGGCGCGAAAAUUUUUUGUGCCUUGUGUUGUCGAGCCGCCAAGAUAGAUAAAGAUACUGCUAGAUAUUGAGUUUACUUUUCGGUAAACUUUAAAUUGGUGUUUAAAUAGAUUACUGUAACUUUUAAUUGUUUGUUUUUAAUACUUAUUUUUAUUACACAUUCUAACUUGAUUGUCAUCACCUUUAAUAGUCAUUGUUUUUGUGAUUAUAGAUGGAUUAAACGUCGCGCUUUAAAUAAUUUUAUUUUUUACGUUUGCCUCUUUAUAUUCCGAGUGACUCGCAUUAUCCUUGUUUCCCUUUACAUAAGUUGGUCCUUUUUGUUUGUUAAUUUUUAUUCAUCAAAUUAUAUCUCUACUUUCACAUUAAUUUUAACCAUGAGGAUUUACUGCCCUGAAAUCGCUUGGCAUAAUCAAGAACCGGUUCUUUCGUUGGACAUUAAAAAGAUUGACAACAAUUUGUAUAAAGCCAUUACUUCUGGGUCAGACAGACAUUUGGUUGUUUGGAAAGUUACUCUGGCUCAACGAGACGUCAACAGUGUUCCGUGUAGCAGUAAUGGCAGUUUCGCUAGUGGAUCUACUAUUAAAAAACAAGUUACUAUUGAACCGUUGGCGGAUUUAAAUAGACACCAGAAAGCUAUUAAUGUUGUAAAAUUUUCUCCCAAUAUCAAUGUUUUUGCUUCAGGUGAUGAUGAGGGUAAUAUAUUUGUUUGGAAGCUUCAAGAUAAAUCUGGAGAGUCUAUGAUGUCUGACAAUAACACUAAUGGAGGCGAUAAAAAGCUGAAUUCAGGAAACUGUUUUGAUGAAACUGAGGGAAAUAUUAAUGAAGAAGAUUGGUGUCUGUGGAAAACGCUUAGAGGGCACAAUGAGGAUGUUGUCGAUCUUUGCUGGUCGCCAAAUGGCCAAUUUCUAUUGUCAGGCUCAGUUGACAACGAUGCCAUUGUUUGGGAUGUAAAUAAGGGAGUGAGACUGAACUAUUUAUCAGGUCAUAAAGGAUAUGUUCAAGGUGUGGCUUGGGAUCCAUUCGAUAAUUAUAUAGUCACUCUUGCAACAGAUCGAAGCCUUAGAGUUUACAACACAGCUUCUAAAAAGCUUACGUACAAAAUCAACAAAUUUGCUGUUAAAAUCGAUGAAGAUAUAUUCAAAAAGACAAGGCUCUUUUACGAUGAUACACUUCCUACAUAUUCUAGACGAAUUUGCUUUAGUCCUGGUGGAGAAUUGCUGCUCGCACCAUCCGGAGUCGUCGAGUUGGAUGCUGAUGGAGAAAACUACAAAUUUACUAAUGCAGUGCAUAUAUUCCAAAGAGAUUGUAUAAACAAGCCUCGCUGCUGGAAUUCAACUGGAAAUCUUUAUAAUACAGCAGUUCGAUGCUGCCCUCAACGGUUUGAGCUUAGAAAAGAAUUAGAUAAUCCUUUCCCUUUUCCCUAUAGAAUUAUUUAUGCAGUUGCCACUCAAGAAUCGGUGCUUCUUUUUGAUACGCAACAACCUUCACCAUUUGCCAUUAUCUCAAAUAUCCAUUACACAAGAUUGACAGAUAUUUCCUGGUCUGAUGAUGGUCGUCUUCUAAUAGUCUCGUCAACCGAUGGUUACUGUACAUUUAUUAUUUUCGACGAGUUAGAAUUAGGAAUACCAUACAAUGGUGAUUACUACAAAUAUGAACCUACUCCUCAGAAUAGCUGUGCUGCAAGUCCAUCCAAAGAAUCACAAGAUACUGACCAAUCUGCACCUGAUUCUGCAUCCAAGCCCAAGAAAACACCAGAAGUAACUAAAAUUACUAACUUCUUCAGAAAGCUUGAUAAAACAGAAAUUAAAUCACCCAAUUUAAGAAGUCCUUUACAAACUUUAGGUAGUAUCAAGAGAAAAGAAAUAGUCGAUCUUUCAACUGAAGAAUCACCUAUGAAGAAAUUUCAUUGUUCUAGUGGGUCUGUUGAAACUGAGACUAGUAAUGAAAAUGUAGGCAAGUCCCCUGUUUCUAGCCAUCAAGAUGUACAUGAACGACCUAAACUUGGAGCUGCACAAAAAUUAACCGCAAGCUUUGAUAGGUUAGCAACAGAGGAGGAAGCUAGCUCUUUAAGUCAUGAGGAUCCAGUCGAGCCUAUGCAGGUAGUUGAAGAAGAACCUAAUAAGCCUGUUCCUGUAAUAAGCUCAUUUCAAGCACCUAAAGCUCCCAGAAGAGUUCCCUUUGUCACGUUAACUGCACCUAAAAAGAAAUGAAUCAUUUAUCCGGUAAACUUUAUUGUAGAAAUAAUUUUUCAUUGACUGUACUUGAAAUUAUUUUUAAAAUUAAUGAUUAACUAUCACUAUCAAUUUAAUAAAAAACUGCGAAUAUGCAAAUUAACUUUUUUAUUCGCAAUUU